Messenger RNA from Halichondria panicea, 4074 nucleotides. RefSeq lists its product as uncharacterized. Gene Ontology annotation, molecular function: protein binding. NCBI's taxonomy places the organism in Eukaryota, Metazoa, Porifera, Demospongiae, Suberitida, Halichondriidae. Bases 234 to 3764 code for a protein of 1176 amino acids. The transcript is spliced from 12 exons. The record is from RefSeq and is a predicted model, not a curated record. Gene Ontology annotation, cellular component: nucleus; cytoplasm.
AACAUCAGAUCAAGCUAAAAAAGGGCGUAUCUUGUAAACUCAAGUAAACAAAGCUUCUGGGUGCAGGUGUCAGCUCUUUGACAAAAUACUUUUUGAGCUGACAAAAUAGAUACUAGCUAGACUAGACUGUGAUUGAGCUGAAGUAACUCUGCGGAUCAGGGCUAUACACUUAUCUUGCAGCUACUAGAGUCCCUGGCCGCCCCAGGCCAGGGCAGGUCAGGAAGGUCAGGACAAUGGCAGCAAGUGAUGAUCUGGGUCAGCAACUCUAUUGGGCUUCCCGUGACGGUCGUGUGGACAAGGUGGAGAGGCUGCUGGCUAAAGGAGCUCCUGUCAACUGGAGGAAUAUUGAAUUAUUUGGACGGACCGCUCUCCAUACGGCAUGCAGGAACAACCGCCCUGAUGUAGUGAAGAUACUCACACAGCAAGAUGGCAUCGAUGUCAUUGUACAGGAUACUGGUAAAAACACUCCUUUGCACGAGGCCUGCUACUAUGGACACCUGAAGUGUGUCCAGUUACUGAUGGCAACUGGACAGUGUGACCUAGGAGCUGUGGGCGGUGAUGGACUAACUCCACUGGGAGGGGCAGUCAGUAGGGGGCACCUGGACACUAUCAAGUACCUCAUCACAGAGUGCAAUGUUGAUAUCAAUGGAGCUGUGACCAGGGAUGGACUAACUCCACUGGGACUGGCAGUCAGUAGGGGACACCUGGACACCACAAAGUUCUUCAUCAUGAAAUGCAAUGCGGCUGUUAAUGAUUCUGCACAAGUAGUUGGUAUCCUAGAGCUGACACUGAACGAUGAAGGUGAUGUAACCACCAAAGUUGACGAGAACAAUCGACUUCUCUUGGCUUGCAAGUUUAGGUACGCAACAAUUGUUCGAUAUCUGAUCAAUGAGUGCAAUGUGGAUAUUAAUGGAGCUGUGACCAGUGAUGGACUAACUCCACUGGGAGUGGCAGUCAGAGAGGGGCACCUGGACACUAUCAAGUGCCUCAUCAUGGAGCACAACGUGGCUGUCAAUGGCGCUGUGACCAGUGAUGGACUAACUCCACUGGGAGUGGCAGUCAGAGAGGGGCACCUAGACACUAUCAAGUACCUCAUCAUGGAGCACAACGUGGCUGUCAAUGAUGGUGUACUAUUGUUAGCAUGCAAGGAAUCGGACACGGAAUUUGUUGAGUAUCUUCUAAAUGUCGCUGGCUGUGAUCCCAAUAUCAAAGGUGACGAUGGACAGACACCACUCUUUCAUGCAGGGAACAAGGAAAUCAUUCUACUCUUGUUGCAACACGGAGCUACUGCCGAAAAUGCGUAUUCCCAGCAUCGCAAAGCUCUUGGUAAAGUGUUUUCAAAGGAUCCGCUGAAAAAUCCAGUGAAGAUACUUGUUAUCGGUCACGGUGGAGAAGGAAAGAGCACUCUUAUUGAAGCAAUGGAACAUGAGCCAACUGCAUUCACAUCUCUAGUCAACAUCUUCGUCUCUCCUAAAGAAGUCGAUGGAGUCAGCCAGAAAACAGCCGGAAUCAUCCCUCGAUUAUUCAAGAGCCGUGUGUUUGGAGAUGUGUUGGUCUAUGACUUUGCUGGUCAAGAGGUCUACUACAGCAGUCACGCUGCCAUUAUCAAGUCAGCAGUUGAUGCAUGUCGGCCCAUUAUUGUCCUAGUCCUAGGGCUCCAUAAAGAUGACACCUACACCACUCACUCUGUCUCCUAUUGGUUGGGCAUCAUUGCCAACCAGUGUGCCAAUAUGGAGGGCAAAGCACCACUCAUUGUAGUAGGUAGCCAUGCUGAUUGUUUAACUGACGAACGGAAGAUUUCGAGGAAAGAAGAGAUUGUUUUGGAAGCUGUAUCGAGAUAUCCGACCCUGGAUCUGCUGAAGUUCAUUCCCAUGGAUAAUCGCUACUCCAACUCUAGUGGCAUGAAGAUACUGCGAGCCACUGUCGGCCCUGCUUGCGCCCGCAUUCGAUCAACGUUGGCUGUUUCUUUAAAUGCACACAUGUUUCUGAUUUACCUUGUUGGCAAGGAUGAAAUUGCGUUAUCACUGGAGCAAGUUCAGCAGCAAAUAAAAGUGGAAUCCAGUCAAGCUCUCUCCAAGAAGCACAAAGAAGUUGUACCAUUCAUUCCGACAACCAUUCCUCGUCUUGUUGAAAUCUGUGUUCAGCUCAAUGACAAAGGUCACACCCUCUUCCUACACAACACCAGCUCACCAGAGAAGAGCUUCAUUGUCAUCAAGAAAGAAGAGCUCCUGGGUAAAGUCAAUGGCUCCAUAUUUGCUCCAGAAGAUUUUGAUCAGCACUGUCAACUCUCCACAAGCACUAGUACUGGUGUUGUUCCUUGCUCCAAGCUGGCUGCUCAAUUCCCUAACUUGGAUACUGACAUGCUCAUUGGAUUUUUGAUUAAUCUCGAGUUUGCUGUUCCCAUUGAAGACGCGGAAGUCCUCCGUCUUAUUAAUCAGCAUCGAACAGACGCUGGUGAGUCCGUAUCACCUGACGAGAAAUAUCUCUUCUGUCCCGCCCUCAUCCGGUUAGAAGUUGACACAAAAGUGUUCAUGCAUCGCGAUGACCUUGCUUAUCAUUUUGGUUGGGUUAUGUCCUGCUCACACAAAGACCAGUUUCUGGACGCUCGAUUUCUUCACGUUCUCCUGCUUCGAAUAUCUCUCUCCCUUGGGCUUGCUCCAAUCAUAGAUUCUGACGUCCCUUUUCUACAACGCAAAUGCUCGGUCUGGAAGACUGGUGUUUGCUGGGGCACUUUUGAAGGUAUCGAAGUGUUGGUUGAGGUCAUUGACAAGAAGAAAGUGGUUGUUUUGAUUCAAGCUCACCAUCUCUCACUGGAUCUAUUCCAGCUGCGCUCUACUGUGAUGAAGAAAGUUGUUGACACCUCCACUGAUAUAUGCUCUACUGUAGUCACUGAGGAGGCCCUCCUUCCUCCUUAUAGUGUGACCUACCCUCUGGAAGAUACACACGUUUUUGAUCUCAAGUCUCUCGCUGAAAGCGUAAUCAACCAAAAGAUGUGUGUCGUAUCUACUAACAAUGUGCACACCACCCCAUUGAGUAGUCUGCUCCAAGCUGAAGUAUACGCUGAUCUCGGUGAGAAUAUUCUACAGCUUCUGUUCAAUCCAGCACACAAGGAACUGUCUGAUCGAUUCAUCUCGGCCGUUGCAACUUGUUGGAACAAGAAUCCUCGACUGGCUGAUAUCGUACGCACAGCUAUUACUGAGAAUGCCAGCGCUGCAUUUCAAGAGUGCAAUAAUCUCGAUGAUGUUCUAAAAGUCUGGAACAACACUGGAAAUUCCAGUGGUGAAGCACUGAGAAGAAUUCUGGAUCCACUUAGUGUGUUUGCUGGAAGAAACCCUCUCGAACUGGCUGGUGUUGCUGCUAAGGAGACUAGUGAUGAUCUACUACCAUCACCCAGACCAACAGCAAACUGUCCAAGCACAGAACCACCCGCUAAUCGAGUCACACUCCAAGAUCUAGUGAGCAGAUACAGUCUUACUGACGAACAGCUCAAUAGUGAAAUAGGGGACUCCGAUAUUCCCUACCUGGCCGAAUAUUUUGAUGGUGUAAAGAUAUAUUCGAGUGCAAUGGGACUGACUCCUGCACAACAGGCCGAUGUGAAUAGGUUGUACUGUUAUGAAGGAACACAAGUAGCCAUGACUGAAUGCUUGAUUCUCUGGAAAAGACACGAUCCUUUCGCAGCAACUCACAAAGCUCUACUGGAGUUGUUACUGGGACUGAGAAAAGACAAGAUAGCUGAUGAUAUCUGUCAGCACUUGACUCAAUGAGGUAUCACUGUCUGAUGACAUUGUCACGUGUGGAGAGGUGUACAGGAACACUUGCUCAAGGAACUCUCUGUAGAAUGUUUGAUACUUACAAUUCAUUUAGUUUGCAAAUAGCUUCAUAAAAAUUAAUUAAUAAUUAUUAUUGUUAGAAUAAUUAUAGUAUUUUUAUUGUGUUUAUUGUGUCUCAUAGUUUCGAGUUUUUAUACUUUCUAUGCAUACACUUGGUAAUAUAAUAAUAUACUAUUUUUGUAGUUCAUUUGAAUUUAACAAUUGACAUUAUUAGCUAAUUAUAACAACAUAAUUUUUAUAGUGA